GCCACAAUCGGUAUAAAGGCGAAACAAACGCAGCCGAAGUUGUUCCUCCCGCAAGCUCCCAUCCGCCCGCUACCCCACGCUCUGCGCCUCUGCCUAGGGUUACGAGCGACGCUGCGCCGUCGGCUGGUGCAUUGACGAGCGACGCCGCGCGGGGUUACGAGCGACGCCGUCGGCUGGUGCGUUACUCUCGUGUGCACAGCAAUGGCGAAUCUCCAGAGAGGAGAGGAACCCAAGGAAGUGUGGAUAUGGCUUAGUUCCGCAGAGUUCUUGGUUGAUGCCUAUUUAGUGCUACUGAGGAAGUUAGCUCAUGGUCAAAUGGUACUGCAUUCUCCCUUUCACUUAAUUUGUGCAAUGAAAUAUUGGAUUUACUAAUGGCUGCAGAUUAGUCAAUGAGAUAUUCAGAUGGCCUCUACACUAGGUUAUUCUUCUUAUUAAGACUAGAAAAUUUGUUUCCGCUCUUAAUAGAGAUAAUAUCUGCUGGUCUCUACAACAUUUUAAAUGGAUUGAGGAUGGUAAUUAGUGGAAUCUUUAUCAUUUGAUGAAAAUUUAACACUAUCGUGGAAUCCAAUUAAUGUACUUAUCCAUUUGGGCAGAGUUUGUUACUUAGUUUAUACUUGAUGCAUUCUAUCGACAUAUCACAUAUAUACCUAUCAGUAUACUUCCCCAGUUGAUUUAUCAUGAUGUAUGAAGCAAUAGCGUAUAAUUAAAAAACUACACACAGUAUCUUCUGAAAUUUGGUACAUUUGUGGUGCAUGGUGUAAUAUUAUGGUGUCAUUACACCAUUUCUUUGGUGCGUGGACUAUUCUGUAAUUGUUAUGAGCAGAUUCCUUGCUUUAUAAGUGUUCAUGUGAUGCAUUAACAUUAUACAUUAGUUUAUCUUGUAUAUUUGUUUUACACAUGAACUUUUAUGUUUUAUUACUUAAUUAGGAUGACUUAAUAUUGAACUUCUCCAUUGGUUAAUUACUCAUUGAUGAGGUGCAACUAAUCGAUUUUGUUUUCGUCAAUUACUUGAAUUAAAGUUCUUAUAUGAUUGUUGUUCAUCAUAUCAUCUAUAUAACAUCUUGGUGACUUUCUUUGUUUAACAGCCUACAUAUGAUGCUCAAGCAAGUAGUCUGACAUCUUUCAUACUACCAUUUCAUUUCUAAACAUGUUCUCCAUUUAUUGAACAUAUCGCUUCAUUGUUUAAAGUGGUUUAAAAUUAUUUACCACACUAAUUCGUUUUUUUAAAAAAUGCAGUCACCACACCCCAUAAAAAAGAUUCUUACUACCUUUUAUUUUUAACUGUCUACCAAAUUGAUUUUACGGAUCAUAUUAAUACCUCCUUAGUUUCGCAUGUGGACUCACUAUUUUGGAGCAGCGCUAAAUUCUUCAGUAUAGGUUGCAGCCCAAAUAAGAACAUGUGUUAUUUCCCUAGUCACACACCCUGCUUCCUUAUUUCAACUGUUUUCAACAGGUGAUUCAGGAGAAAAAAGUCCACAAGCUUGCUCCCCUUCACAAACACAAAAGGAAAAACGUUUUUCCCCUGAAUGGUGCUCUAGCGCUAGAAAAAGGAAUAGAAAAACUGUCUUCCACGUAUGAUCACUGUCAUCUUAUGUGGUCGACUGGUCGUAGAUUGUUGCAUGACCUUUUUUUGGUACAAUGACGAUAACAUCUUCUACGAUUACUUCUUGGAGAAAGAGAAGUAACACAAAUUCAGUUUUCCUCAAUCUAGUUUUAAUUUCAUAACUUCUCGAGUUUUGUUUCCUGUUUUUAACGUUUGGGUUUUACUAAACUGCUUCUGAUUUAAUAUCUUUCUGUUCUCACUCUUAGUCUUCGUUCGACCUUUGCAAAAUUAGAUACGAUUUUCUGCUCGUUCCACACAAUUUUCCUCCUCUCUUGUUGUUUUAGAUGUGAGUUUCCUUAGAUCAAUACGUGUAGCCAAAGCACAUUAAAGUCAACAUCCAUGUUGUUUGUUCAUACGCAAAGAAUUUCAUCUAGGCACGAGGACUAAUAUUUGUGAUCCUUCGAGCUUUCAUGGCCGAGAUUAGAAUUUCAUCUAAGCAUGAGGACCAAUACCUUUGAUCCUAAGAGCUUCCACUGCUGUGGUUCUGUUUAUUUCUGCUUUUUUGUUGAAAUAUGUGGACCAGAACCUCCGAUCCUUACAUGCUUCCUCGAUGAGGAAACGCUGACAAAAGUUAUUCAUCUUCAAGAUCUACUUCAAAAGGCAGAUGCAAUACGUACCACAAUGCAUAAUCAAAUAAUGGUUGUAGAAUCACUCUUGAGCAAAGUAAUUAAUGAACUUGAGCACCGUAUUGCAAGCCAGAGUGAAUUGGUGAAAGAAACUAUGGAUACCAACGGCUGUAACUCAGUUUUGAGAAUGGAGUCUCCCUGUAACACCAAUGACAGUAAAUCAUUAUCCAGAGUGGACCCUCCACAAGUGGAGUUGACUUCCUGCAGUGAUCUGGAGAAGGUUAAAGAAACUAUGGAUACCAAUGGCUGUAACUCAGUUUUGAGAAUGGAGUCUCCCUGUAACACCAAUGACAGUAAAUCAUUAUCCAGAGUGGACCCUCCACAAGUGGAGUUGACUUCUUGCAGUGAUCUGGAGAAGGUUAAAGAAACUAUGGAUACCAAUGGCUGUAACUCAGUUUUGAGAAUGGAGUCUCCCUGUAACACCAAUGACAGUAAAUCAUUAUCCAGAGUGGACCCUCCACAAGUGGAGUUGACUUCCUGCAGUGAUCUGGAGAAGGUGACUAGGGAAACCAGCAGAUAUGAGCCAACAACUCCCACUUCAAAUAGAGAGAUGCCUCCAGCUGCAUUUCAUCAAAGGAGAGAACUUCUGAGCUACGAGCAACUUUGUUGCCUCGAUGAUGUCAAUUUUGCCAAUGCUGUCAUCUUUGGCAACAAAAGCUGUUACUGUUAUCAAACACUGAACUUAGUUCUAGUUACUGUUUUCAAUCUGAAAAUUCAGAAAUACAGCAGCAUCACAUGGAACCACUCUUUUUCUUGGGUUCCAAAUGCUUCUAAUGCAAGUUGCUUAAUAAAGCUUAUACUCCAAUAGUUCCUCUA
Molecule: messenger RNA, 3045 nt
Organism: Zea mays
Lineage: Eukaryota; Viridiplantae; Streptophyta; Magnoliopsida; Poales; Poaceae
Exons: 12
Coding region: 2042-3037 (331 amino acids)
Source: RefSeq, a predicted model, not a curated record